Huiozyma naganishii CBS 8797 is the source of this 957-nucleotide messenger RNA. RefSeq names its product acylglycerol lipase (gene YJU3). The record is from RefSeq and is a predicted model, not a curated record. The coding region runs from base 1 to 957 and encodes 318 amino acids. Gene Ontology annotation, molecular function: lipase activity. The transcript has a single exon. Gene Ontology annotation, cellular component: membrane. NCBI's taxonomy places the organism in Eukaryota, Fungi, Ascomycota, Saccharomycetes, Saccharomycetales, Saccharomycetaceae.
AUGUCUAAACAAACGGCGUACCCUUACAAGGUGCAAACAAGCGUUCCUGAAUUGCAGUACGAAACAUUUGAUGGUGCCAAAUUCGCCUAUCUGUUCUGGCCAGCCGCUGGAGGUGUCCCUGCUAAGGCACGUAUUCUUUUGAUCCACGGGUUUGGUGAGUACACUAAGAUACAACACCGGUUAAUGGACCAUUUGGCUCUUGCCGGUUACGAAUCGUUCACAUUCGACCAAAGAGGUGCCGGUGCCACUUCCCCUGGCAAGUUAAAGGGUUUGACCAACGAGUACUACACUUUCCAUGACUUGGAACAUUUUGUCAGUAAGAACCUCGCCGAAUGUCAAGAAUCACAUACACCGCUGUUUCUUUGGGGCCACUCCAUGGGUGGUGGUAUCUGUUUGAAUUAUGCAUGCCAGGGGCUCCACAAAAAUGAGAUAGCAGGGUAUGCGACCUCUGGUCCACUGAUUGUAUUGCACCCACACAGCCAGCCCAACAAAGCGACCCUUGUGAUGUCUCCACUUUUGGCGAAGAUGCUACCGAACGUGAGAAUCGAUACUGGUCUAGACUUGGAGGGGAUAACUUCGGACCCCCAAUACAGAGCCUUCUUACAAAACGACAAACCGAUGAGUGUGCCCCUGUACGGCAGUUUCAGACAAAUCUACGAUUUUCUAGAGCGUGGGAAGAAACUGGCCAACGGCAAGACGGGCUACGUUUCUCGAAAUUUCCCCCAGGAUAAACCCGUAUUAAUUCAACACGGCGCGGACGACACCAUCAACGACCCAAGUGCGUCUGCCAAUUUCAUCAAGAUUUGUCCAAGUAAAGAUAAGAUUUUGAAAACGUACCCUGGGAUGAGGCACUCAAUACUGUCCCUAGAGACAGAUUCUAAUUUUGAAGAUGUCUUCCGCGAUCUGGAAGAAUGGCUAGACAAUCACUCAGAAAAACCCGCAGCCACAGCGGCCUAA